This is a messenger RNA of Penicillium malachiteum, 186 nucleotides long. RefSeq lists its product as uncharacterized. The transcript has a single exon. The record is from RefSeq and is a predicted model, not a curated record. The coding region runs from base 1 to 186 and encodes 61 amino acids. NCBI's taxonomy places the organism in Eukaryota, Fungi, Ascomycota, Eurotiomycetes, Eurotiales, Aspergillaceae.
AUGGCUGUUCGAUGUUCUGCUUGUGGUCAAUGGAUCAAGACGACUGGUGGGACUCAUAGCUGUCCCGGCAGUAGCAAGACCAAAGAGGAACUGCUUGAUAUGCCCAAACAUGUUAAGGUCAAAACACGUCUCGAUCAUGACAACGAAUGCUACGAAAUGUCCCUCCCUUCUAUUACCUCUAUCUGA